UCAAGUGACGGAGGUAGGUCAGUCUCCAACUGAGAGACGUGUCUGUAGUCACAGGGUUUAUUUAACACGUAGACAAUUCCACCCCUCUCACACACAUUUACUCGGCAGUGGAGCUACCAACCCACUGCAGUUCUUGGAUCGCUUGCUGACAACACUAUUCGACUGGACUGAGAGAAUAACAGCCUACUAUAUUCGACUGGACUGAGAGAAUAACAUAGCCUACCGAAAGAAAAAAGAAAGCAAGAACAUUUAUGAAAGAAAUCUAUAUUCAGAGGACAACUGCAGCUGAAUAUUUCCGCACAACUAUAUACAAAUAGAAACCUAUUUUCAAGAUUGCAUUUCACGGAAUUUCUUUCUGAAUUCAAAAAGAGGCUGAAUGGAGAGGAUUACAAGUGCGCAACCUCCUCCUUGUAUGGCAAAACACCCGUCUUUUGACAUAGCUGACAACCAAGGAGUGGAUUUCUCUAUGUACAUGUUCAAAUCCAGAAGGGGCAUAAAGCGCCGAGAUGACAGUAAGGAGACUUACAAGUUACCUCACCGGCUAAUCGAAAAGAAAAGACGCGACAGAAUCAACGAAUGCAUCGCCCAGUUGAAGGAUUUAUUGCCUGAACAUCUGAAACUCACAACUCUGGGGCAUUUGGAGAAAGCCGUGGUGUUGGAACUCACCCUCAAGCAUGUUAAGACUCUGGGCAGUCUUCUGGAACAGCAGCAACAGAAAAUCAUCGCAUUGCAGAAUGGCAUGCAAAUUAACGACCAGAGCAGUGUUAGCUCAGAGAGCAGUGAGGAGAUGUUCCGCACAGGCUUUCAUGUAUGUGCCAAGGAGGUCCUUCAGUAUCUUGCCACACAGGAGAGCAACAGAGACCUGACCCCCUCCCAUAUGAUCAGCCACAUCCACAAGGUAGCAUCCGAAGUGCUGCAGUGUCCAGCCAACCCACGUGUCGAGGAGCCUGCCCACAACCUUUCGGAGAAGUUGGAGAAGCCUACUGGGCCACCCCCUAAGGCCUCUGAGGGUCAUGCCAGGAACUGUGUGCCAGUCAUUCAAAGGACUUACCCCCACGGCACUGGGGAGCAGAGUGGCAGUGACACAGACACUGACAGUGGCUAUGGAGGGGAGCAUGAGAAGCGGGACCCCAAAGCCCAGCACGCCAGUUACUAUAGCAAAGAGGCGGAGCUCAAGUACGGUCUUGCAGACAGGAUGGCAGGUGCCAUCAAGCAGGAGGGUGAUGAACCCCAGGCCAAAAGGUUAAGAUCAGACUCCUCAGAGGAUGAGUCCUUCUCUGGGCAUGGGGCUGGUAACCAUGGCAAAUACAUGAACUUCUCCCCCCACCAACCCCAAGUCUGCAUGCCCUUCUACCUCCUACCCCCUUCAGCUGCGGCUGCUGCAGCUUACCUGCCCAUUCUGGAGAAGUGCUGGUACCCUGGGGGUAUGUCUAUCAUGUACCCAGGUAUGAGUAGAUCCGCUGCCAGCAUGUCUCCGGAAAAGCUACCCCAAUCCUUGUUUGUAUCUUCAAGGGAAAGCUCACCAGUUCCCCACCAGACCCCCAUGGACUCACCAGCCCUUCUCCAAGCUUUAAAGCAAGUCCCGCCUUUGAACCUGGAAACCAAAGAGUGAGGAACAUUAGUGUUCACACCCUGACCUGUAAAUGUUUGGUGUUGAGAGAAGAGCAGAAGAGAAGAGCAGCAGCAUAUUUCCUUCCUCGGCAGCUCUUGAGUUCCCACAGCCGCGUUCUCCCUGUGAGAAGAUACGGCUACUCACACACAAAAACCCAGUGUUCACCAUCCUCCAUUGUCAGCUCACAUACACUGAGAGUACAUUGUGAGGAGAACAUGUCAACCCUUUCGUCCUGUCCGUAUGGAAGGUCACAGAUGACCUAUCGCACAGUUCUGAAACACUGUUCGGUCAAAUUGGUCAAUACUUGUAAAAAAGUUUUUUUUUUUUUUUUUAUAUAUAUAUAUAUAUAUAUAUAUACAUACUGGAUAUCAGUGAUUGAGGGUGGAAUUUAACUGGGGAGGGCUUUUGUGUGCUGAAUGUCAGAGAUCAACACAGAAUGUGAGGCACAGAAAGCCACCAUUAGGACCUGCCAUUUGCACACACACCUGUCUGUAAUGAAUGUAAAGACUAAAUGAAACCCUUUAGAUGCUGCUUAAGUUGCUGUUGCUGUAGACCUGUGACUAAAAAGACCUAUAUUUUCUGCAUCUGUAGCUCCUAAAUCUGCAAGAGACUGUCCUUUAGACUAGUAUGCAACCAAAUAAGUGUCCGGUUUACGUUGACCAGAGUUGACAUAAAAUCCAUUACUCCUUUACCUACCAACCUGGCAGCUUAAUAGACUCCACAAAUCUUGUUUUAGCAGUCAGGGUGGUGUCACCUCAAUAGAUUUGAGUUUGUGACUUGUUUCCGUGUUGAGCAAGUACUUUUGAGUUCCUGUGACUUGUAAUUAUUUUGUUUACGACUUGUACAUCUUUAUUUUUGAUACAUGACCCACUGAGUGUAUUUGCAUUGCAACAAGAGGGAGUUUUAGAUGGUCCUUUGCUGUAUGCCAAGAGAACGUGUACAUAGGAGUGUGCUAGACCUGAUGUGCAUCAUGCUUUUUAAUCAUUUCUGUUCAAAUUAAGCCUGAUCGUAGUUCAUCCUGUUGCCUUUACUAGUUUAAAGCAGAAACAAUGAUGACAGAUGUUUAAAUGUAUGUAUUUGUAAUAAUUAUUGAUGGCAAAGCAAGGAAAGUGAAUGUAAUGUUUGAAACAAAGUAGUUUUAUAUAGGACGAGGUACUUGGGAUUUUUAUUGUGGGACCUAACAGAAGGUUGCUUGUUGUACAUAUUUUGUCAAUAAAGUAUUGAUACAUUCA
Messenger RNA from Osmerus eperlanus (European smelt), 2844 nucleotides. RefSeq names its product basic helix-loop-helix family, member e40 (gene bhlhe40). Gene Ontology annotation, molecular function: RNA polymerase II cis-regulatory region sequence-specific DNA binding; DNA-binding transcription factor activity, RNA polymerase II-specific; protein dimerization activity. The transcript is spliced from 5 exons. The record is from RefSeq and is a predicted model, not a curated record. Lineage: Eukaryota; Metazoa; Chordata; Actinopteri; Osmeriformes; Osmeridae. Gene Ontology annotation, biological process: regulation of neurogenesis; regulation of transcription by RNA polymerase II; anterior/posterior pattern specification. Gene Ontology annotation, cellular component: nucleus. The coding region runs from base 377 to 1612 and encodes 411 amino acids.